CUUGCGCGCAAUGGCAACAAACCCGCUGUGCUGCUGUGUGACCGUGGGCUGAUGGACGGAUCCGCAUACAUCUCAGAGAUGUUGUGGAAGAACGUGUUGCAGAAGUUCGGGUACAACAAUGUGAUGCUGAGGGACGAGAGAUACGAUCUGAUCUUCUACUUGGUCACUGCUGCGGAUGGCGCUGAGGCCCACUACACACUCGAGAACAACAUGACACGCACAGAGGGUCUGGUUGCCGCGAAAGAGCUGGACACAAAGCUGCAACACGCGUGGAUAGGACACCCUCACCUGCACAUCUUUGACAACAGCACAGACUUUGAGGGCAAAAUGAGACGCAUAAUCAAUGCCGCGUCACUGGCGCUAGGGUUACCCACGACCAAGCGAAGUGCCAGGAAGUUCAAACUCAAGGGGCCCCCCGACUGGAACAGCCUCAAUGUCAAGCAUGAAACCUUCGAUGUAACCAAAGUGUAUCUCAGAGGGUCUCUAAUGCGCCCGGACAGCCGAGCUGAGUCGAUGGUCGAUGUCCGUUCCGAGAGUGCGGGAAAACUGGAAGCGUCUGAGCGAGUGCUGUACUCGUUUGUACGCCGGCGCACAACGGGGCACAAGUCAUCGUACAACAAAACAACCAUGAUCGAACUCAAUGAAGUCAUUGAUGGCAAGAUAAAGACCCGCACGUUCGAAAGGAAAUUGAUUAUGACAUCGCGUCAGUACAACGAUGCCAUUGUGAUGGCCGAUCCCGAUCGCAAUCAGCUGCUGCAAAAACGAACGUCCUUUCUGCACGAGGGAUCGUACCUGACUGUUGUGGAGUACAUGAACGUAAAACCUGGUCUAUGCAUCCUACGUGUACAGGAGAGCAAAGAUGAUGAGGAUGCGUUCAACAUGCCCUCUUUCUUGGACGUUGAGCAAGAAGUGGGCAAUGUGAAGGAAUACAGCGCAUACUACCUGUCCGUUCUGGGCCGCAGCUGAAGUGUUUGGAGUUUAGGUUUAGGGUUUAUGGUUGAAGAAGCAGUGCAGUGCAGCACAACCCCUCUCGAGGCUUAAUGUGUGACACGUAAAAAGCCUAAACCCCUAAACCCCUAAACCCCUAAAACGUACACAUAUAUAGGCCACAUACAAAUAUAGUUAGAAUGAAUUAGAACCAGCCGCCAAGUGGCGUUUAAAUGCUAGUCAGUCUCUUGGUAGGGUUAGGACUUGGGCAAGGAGGGCGGUUGAUUACCUACCGACGCGGUGGCACAGUUCCUCAUGGUAUAAUACGCCGGCUCUUCGUCGCUUGGGAAUAUAUUGGUAGCCCUUUCUAGACCUUGCAUACAUUCUCUAGUUAGAAAAUAGAACCAAAAUAAAAACAGAGGUGCACUCCAGUGUAAAUCAGUGGACUGCACCUAGCCGUAAAAAAGGA
This is a messenger RNA of Sphaeroforma arctica JP610, 1396 nucleotides long. RefSeq lists its product as hypothetical. The record is from RefSeq and is a predicted model, not a curated record. Gene Ontology annotation, molecular function: phosphatidylinositol binding; GTP binding; phosphatidic acid binding. The transcript has 7 exons. Lineage: Eukaryota; Ichthyosporea; Ichthyophonida. The annotation marks the transcript as partial.